CUCCCCUGGGGUGGGGGGAGGAUCAAGGGGGAGCCGCAGGCCGCCGCCAUCUUGUGAGUGAGGAGGAGCCGAAAUCACCGCGGGGGCGCCGCCAUGAACCCGGAGUACGAUUACCUGUUCAAGCUGCUGCUGAUUGGAGACUCUGGUGUGGGGAAGUCCUGCCUCCUGCUGCGAUUUGCUGAUGACACCUACACAGAGAGCUACAUCAGCACCAUUGGGGUGGACUUCAAAAUCCGGACCAUCGAGCUGGAUGGCAAAACCAUCAAACUACAGAUUUGGGAUACUGCUGGUCAGGAGCGGUUCCGGACCAUCACCUCCAGCUACUACAGGGGGGCGCAUGGCAUCAUUGUGGUGUAUGAUGUAACAGAUCAGGAGUCCUACAGCAAUGUGAAGCAGUGGCUGCAGGAGAUCGAGCGCUAUGCCAGUGAGAACGUCAACAAGUUGCUGGUGGGCAACAAGUGUGACCUCACCACGAAGAAAGUAGUGGACUACACCACUGCCAAGGAAUUUGCAGACUCCUUGGGCAUCCCAUUCUUGGAGACCAGCGCCAAAAAUGCCACCAACGUGGAGCAGUCAUUCAUGACCAUGGCUGCUGAGAUCAAGAAGCGCAUGGGCCCUGGUGCCACCACUGGUGGGGACAGACCAAACCUCAGAAUCGACAGCACUCCAGUCAAACCAGCAGGCGGAGGCUGCUGCUGAGGCCCAGGACUGAGGGAUAGGGUGGGGAGGGGAGGGGACCGUCCAACCCAGUGCUAUCCAGCACCCUCCUACUGUGGAGUAGCAACUUUCCCGGAUGAUACCGUGCAGGGGGACGGGACCUCUCGGGUGGGGUGGUGGUUUGGGUUUUCUGCCUGUGUUAAUUACUUACCCUUGUUGAGUAUGUGGUGGGGGCAGACCUGCAAGGUGUGCUCUCCCACCCAUGAGAACUUCCCUCUAUGCAGCCUCUUGCCUCGGUCCUUGAUGCCUGAUGGCUGGCAGGAUUCCUGGCUCCUUCUUGUGGGUUCUCUGCUCCCCUCCCCUUCCUGCUGGGUGCAUGGAGCUGCUCCCAUCUCCACCCCCAGCCUCUGCUCUCCUCCUGCCUGCAGCCCCCUUUUCUCCAGUUCCAGGUGGGGAUCUGUUAGGCGAUGAGCCUAUCACAUCUCUUCCCGGAAAGGCUCCUUCCGGUUAAGCUUGAGCCAAGGCAGGCUGGAGCAAUUCUGCUGCCUGGUACCUGGUUUCCAUGGGGCAGUUGCAUGUCACUAGCAGAAUAAUGGAGGUAGGAGCAUAGGCCCCUCUGAACAGCUCAAGCUGCUCACCACUGGGCUGUGCACCCUGCCUCCACUCAGGGGGUCUGUGUCCUCUUUCCGUGUCUUUUUUCAUUUCUCUUGCUCCCAGUGGCACAGACACUUCUGUUUAAUCCCCUCUGCUGCAACUUGGGGUCCCUUUUCUUCCCAUGGCCUUGUUCUAGUUCAAUAUUUAUACCCCUGCUGCAGACCCUCCCACAGUGCUGCAGAGUGGCUGUGACACAGGGCUGGCCCAGGAACGCUGAGCAGAGCCUGAUACCAUCACUCCACCUCUGUCCCUUGGCUUCCUCUCCUCGCCCGUCUGAGGCUACAUCCCAGUGCUCCCCAGCCACAUGGGGCAGUCAGCUGUCCCUGGGCCACCCCAUACCAGGCCCACUGAAUGUAUUCAGGGUAGCAUGGACAGUCAGGGGCCUUAGAACUUAGCAGAGGCCUGUCGGCUGCUUGAUCAGCCCCUUCCCCAGGGCUCUUCCUGGCUCGGGAGCUCCCAGCACCUCAGCCUUCAGGGGGCUAACGCACUGAGCAGCUGUCCUGCUUCCCUCUAGCUGGGAAGUUCUUGCACUUUCUGUGGGGCAAGUGCAUGGGGGCUGGGGGUUCCACUCUUCAGCAUCAGCCCUUCUCAGCAUGACCAACCCCCAGCCCUGGCAAGAAGGGGAAGCUGGUGGCCUGAGUGCAUAUCCCUUUGCUGUGCCCAGCCCGCCCACCCCAACUGCCUGGCCUGGCCAUGGCCCUGUUUAGGGUAGUGGGAGGAGCCAGCUGGAUGGUUCAUUUGUUUGCUUUUUUUUCCACCAGUGACAUUAUUUAAAAAAAAAAAAAUGGAACAAAAAAAAUUCCCAAAAUAAAGGUGAGUGCCUCUGCGGGGAGGCUCCCGCAGCCUGCACCCUUCUUCCUGUGAGCAGGCCUGCUGGGGUGUGCACCACCAGAACGGUGGGAGGCACAUGAGCUGGGCCAGGUGCCCCUUCCCGCCCCCGCCCCCACCCCCCCCCGGAUCAGGCAGCCCUGGUACAGUGCAGGCACUGUUCAGCCCCCUGCCUAGGGUCCCCCAGCUAGACUGAGCUCAGCUGAACUGGGCACCUUCUGACUGAGGGAAGGAAGCCAGUUGGGCAGGCAUUGUAUUGUUAGGACUGACCCCCCUUUUCUCCCCCCUGCCCCCCACCAGUGCACUCCCUUUCCUGGCUGUGUACCUGCUAUUCUUGCCCUAUGGGGCUUCCCAGAGCUGAGCUCAGCUGCCUGUGGCUGCCAUGGAGCACGGCAGUGUCCUUGUGCUGAGAACUCCCCUGCCAUUUUGGAAGACUCAAAGGUGAGGGAGAGAGAGUGCAUCCCCUUGACCCAGCUUUGGGUUCAAUUUUAGAGCGGGGCAGGUGUAUACCUGCCAAAGGGUGAGGGGGAGCAAAAUUGCAAUUCUGGCCUAGACUGUUGCAGUAGCAGGAGUGCUGGCCUGUUGCACCUGGCUACAGAGCUGGGGAUGUUUUGGGGCAACUAUCUCCCCCGAGCAGUGGGGCAGCAUCUUGCAUGCUUGCUAGGGAUGACCCCCUCUCCUGCUUGUCAGAUGCUGAUAAUUCUUUCACUGCCAUGUGUGGCCCAUGGGAGACUUGCCCCUGCUUCACUGUGAGGCAGAGGACUGGAUAACUCACCACCUUUGGGAGUCCCUAGGGUUCUGGUGUCUGUGUUGUGGUGAGACCUGCUGGGGAUAGAUGUUACUGAAAGUGUGUGGGGGCAGGGGGGUGGUGGUGGCAGGAAUUGGCUCUCAGGCCUUGCCAAGUUGCAGGGCUGCAGGAGGGACAUGAGCCCUCACAUGAACUUGCUAGAGGCUAUGCCCCCUUUUGGAGCAGUGCCUAACUCUUCCUUGCAGAGUAAGUUUUAGGCUGUUGCGAGGGUGGCCUACAGAACUUUGGGGCUUGGCUCUGACUAGGUAAGAUUCCCCUAAGCAUCUUGCACUGUGCUCUCUGCCCACUAUGUGGGCUGGGCCUAAGGCUGUAUAUGGCACCUCUUCCUGAGGGUGGGUGAGAGGGGCUGUUUCCCAGGACAUGCCAGGUAUGCUUCUGCUCAUGUGUCUCCUGAGUUGGUUCAUUGUGCACCCAGCAGCUUGCCCCUCUAAGUGGGCAUGGCCCAGAGGGCUGCCUUGCUGUGGUGUCUGGCAGUGUCCUCUCUGGCCUUGGGUUGGGCGUCCCGUCAGCUCCCACUGUGGUGUUGGCUUGGACCACAAUCUCUACGCCAAGCAUCAUAAGUAGGAUCUCUGUGCUGUCUGCUCUUGAUGUGGGGUGAGGCUCUGGCAUAUCACACCUUCCCCUACCCUGCCUGCCUUAACUGUAUCUCACUGAUCUCCACUAGUUGGUGGUUUGUGUGUACAGGUGUGUGGUAAGCUUGCUGCAGCCCCUGGCAGGUUCUUUAGUGACAUGGGCAGAGAGGACAGUGUAUAACUCACAUAGAGGAAAUCGCUGCACCCUUAACACAGCCCUAGUCCUGCCCUUCGUUGCUGUACCAGUGUUUGACUUGCUUCCCUGUGGCAGGGGGUCAGGGCUGGUCAGCACUGGAUUGGUACCUGCCCCUGAGCUUGGGAAUGGGCUGAGUGGGUGAUAGACCUGCAUCAGCCAAUGCUGCCUGGGUCUGGGUGUACCUUUGGGGUAGGGGCCCCUAUAUGUAACCUGCUAAGUGAGGUCUGGAAAAUGCACAUCUCUAGCUGGGCCCUGCAAUUGCCCUGCUGUGGCUUUGCCCCCCUCACUGCCAGGGCAAAGUGUUCACUUUGCCCUUCCUCCCCCUAGGCUGGGGGCUGGAUCUGCCACCACAAGCAGCACCAACUUGGGAGGAUCUGGGACAGGAUGUGGGGAAUUAGGGCAGCAGCUGGGGGAAGGGGCAGGACCUUGCCCAGCCAGGUACUUCAACUGUCUGGGAACUUCUGCUCCCAACCUGGGUCCCCCAGGGCAGGGAGAGUUUAUAAUCCAGAGUCAGCCCAGGUCCUGCCUCGCUAUCUGUCCCCUGUGUGGGUGCUGCUUCCCAGCAUGGGGCAGAGAGCUGUGCCCCAGCUGGAGUAUGCCUGUAUUUGACAGGUGCAUGUGUGCUGCUAACGCCAUUUCUGUACCAAGGGCAGUAUUGGGGCACAGUUUCCCUGACCUGCAGAGGAAAGAGCCUUUAUUCAGUACAGGUUCAGCCAAUGGUAGCUGAAGUGAGGGUGGGCUAUGCUGAGCUAUUGUGUCCCCCUCCCAAGAACAAUCCACUAUUUUAAGCCCUUUGCUGUCAAGAAAUAAGGUCACUGCAAGGGCAGGAGAAACAGCAGUGUGAGUUUGCCCAGCAGCAGGAAUUACCUGCUAAACAUGCCUGUGGGUGCAUGCACACCCUGGUUGCUGUGUCUCUACAUGAGGUAAGGGAUCCCUGCACGGGGGAAAGCAUGGGGGCAUUCGUGCAGGGUGGCCGCAUCUCCACACUAGCUAAGGGCUCUUUGUAUAAUCAGCCUUGUGCCCUACUCCAGGGGUAGCUGCAUCUCUCUGCUGGGUGAAAAAUCUCUCCAGCAAUAGCCCAGCAGUUGCACCCCAGAGGUGGCUGCAUCUCAGCACUGAGCCAGGGCUCCCUGUAUAAACAGCCUGCCAAAGGUGGUGAGAUGAAAGGCUUUGAAAAAUGGAAAAUCUUGCUGUGAAAGUGUCCAAAUGAGGUUAUUUCUCAGCAGAGCUGGGCUAUGUGAAGCUAUGCUGUUCAAUCCUUUACUACAAGAAAUUCCUAUGGCCUUUUUGAAAAGUUCUGGUAGGGCUAUGGAUUGCACCUGGCCUUUGAAAUCAGGCUGUGGUAGCCCUAGGGCUAGGGACGUGCCUUUUGAUGUUCCAUGGAAGCUGGUGCCUGUCUGGCUGAGUUCUAAGCUUCUGAAAAUGCCCCAUUUUCCUCCCCUAUCAUUGCUUGAUCCAUCAGGAUUUUGGCAGCAAGACAAGGACUGUCAGCAUUCACCAGCCCUGGCUGUGGCCUCUGUGGCAUCUCACCUCUGCACCUGGCUGGAAUGCAGCUACAAUGGAUCAUCUUCAGAGUAUUUUUGGGCCCAGGAGAAUGGGUGCUGGGCUGGGAACCUGCUAUAUUAGAGUUGUUUAUUGGUUGCUGUUAAUUCUGUGCGCUUCUCAGCCCCUGGUUCAGCAUGGAGGGAUCGGGUACUAUCCCUUUAAACACCUGGGAGCAGGCCACUGACAGCAAUUCUGGGCCUCAGGGCUUCUACCUACAUGCCUGGUUGCCUUCGCCACCAUCUGUACCACCCUGUGGCCUGCCUGGACAAUUUAAAAGGGCCUGGGGCUCCUGGGCCCUUUUAAAUCAUACAGGGCCCUGGGCUUUUGCCCCCCUCCCGCAGCUCUGCCUGAGAGUCCUGUCCUCAUGCUGGCCUUAUUCUGUUACAGACCCUGGCCAGACCAGCCGUGUGGCUGGAGCUAAGCCUGGCAUGUCAUGUGUAGUUAGUAAACAGGGCUGUCUGAAUCCAUGGUUCCUUCCUGUUACGCAGUUUGUGCAAAGAGCAAGAAUCACAGAUAUUUGUUAUUAAGGAUCCACUGUGAGGUUACACAGCCUGCAAACAGUCCCCAGCCUGCACUCCAUGCCCAUCAGAGCACCCCUCUACCAGCUUUUUGCAUUGCAACCCCCAGCACUGUGCUGGGGCAUCAAAGCUAGCAGAGACUGCACUGAGCAACCCCCUGGGCCAUGCUCCCUCCAGUACAGCGCCCCCUGGAGCCAGCACUGACUUUAAGGGGAGAGUGCCCCCUCCUGAAUCCCUGCCCUUCUCCCUGCAGUACAGUGUCCUCUAGCUCCUUACUGAGCAUUGGGGUCAGCACUGACUGGGAAGAGAGGGGUGGUGCAAUUUGCUAUGCUAGAGGCUAGUCGCAGGGGAUAACAACCUUCUCUUGCUGCUGGUUCAAGUGGUAGCAGGCUGGGUGACAAUGCUGAAGGGACUGGGAGAGCAGAAAUCCUGUGGAGGGCACACAAUUGAACAGUUUAGGGUUGCACAUGAUAAUUUUUUUUUCUUUCAAAAAUAAAAACUUAGGAAACUGCCUCCGCCCCCCCCCAUUAAAGGCAUAUGAGCUUGGCUGGAAACAUAA
Gopherus evgoodei (Goodes thornscrub tortoise) is the source of this 6337-nucleotide messenger RNA. It is a transcript of the gene RAB1B, whose product is annotated as RAB1B, member RAS oncogene family. The record is from RefSeq and is a predicted model, not a curated record. The transcript is spliced from 6 exons. Gene Ontology annotation, molecular function: GTPase activity; GTP binding. Lineage: Eukaryota; Metazoa; Chordata; Testudines; Testudinidae. Bases 94 to 699 code for a protein of 201 amino acids.